Staurois parvus is the source of this 288-nucleotide messenger RNA. The record is from the annotation of a GenBank genome assembly. NCBI's taxonomy places the organism in Eukaryota, Metazoa, Chordata, Amphibia, Anura, Ranidae.
UCUGGGGAGACCGGAUAUAGUGAAUGCAGGGUCUGGGGAGAGCAGAUAUAGUGAAUGCAGGGUCUGGGGAGAGCAGAUAUAGUGAAUGCAGGGUCUGGGGAGACCAGAUAUAGUGAAUGCAGGGUCCGGGGAGACCAGAUAUAGUGAAUGCGGGGUCCUGGGAGACCAGAUAUAGUGAAUGCAGGGUCCGGGAGAGAGCAGAUAUAGUGAAUGCAGGGUCUGGGGAGACCAGAUAUAGUGAAUGCAGGAUAUAGUGAAUGCAGGGUCCGGGGAGACCAGAUAUAGUGA